AUGUCUGAUUUCUCUAAACAAAUGAAUAAAAAGUUGAAAAGUAGUAGACCAUCAAAAUUGAUCUAUUAUUGUCAACUAUGCGAGAAACAAUGUAGGGAUGAAAAUGGAUUUAAACAACACAAUAGAUCAGCUCAUCAUUUGAAAAUGAAAGCAAAAUUAACACCCAAAGAUAUUGAAGCUUUUAAUAAGAAUUUUGAACUUGAUUUCUUAACGUUCUUAAGAUUAUCGCACGGUGAAAAAUGGAUCAAUGCCAAUAAGGCGUAUAAUUCAUAUAUUUUGAAUAAUAAAGACCAUAUUCAUAUGAACUCUACCAGGUUUACAUCCUUAACAAAAUUUAUCAAAUAUCUGGGUACAAAAGGGAAAAUUAUAGUGAAAAGAGAAGAAGAGGAUAACAUUUCUGUUGCAGAUGGAAAGGAAGACGUAUAUUACGAUGCAGAUGAAAGAGAAGAAAUAAAUUGUAACAGGCUACUGAUACGAUACAUAGACAAUUCCAUUGAGAAUGUACAAAGAAGGCAAAAACUUGAAAAAUUACAAAAUUCUAUUAUAAGUGAGGAGGAGAGUCGUCAAGAAUUGUUAAGGAGACAGAUGCUGAAAAGUAAAAACGCAGACACCAUGGAUCCGGAUGAAGAAAAACAAACAAACGAUAAGGAACCAAACAGAACUAACACAAAGAGUUUUCAUUUAUCAUUAAAUACUGGUGGUAACAAUAAAAUAUCUAAAAAAAAGAAAUUAAAAAGAAUAACAUUUUAG
This is a messenger RNA of Saccharomycodes ludwigii, 750 nucleotides long. It is a transcript of the gene RTS2, whose product is annotated as Rts2p. Gene Ontology annotation, biological process: DNA damage response; DNA replication. Gene Ontology annotation, cellular component: nucleus. The record is from RefSeq and is a predicted model, not a curated record. NCBI's taxonomy places the organism in Eukaryota, Fungi, Ascomycota, Saccharomycetes, Saccharomycodales, Saccharomycodaceae. Gene Ontology annotation, molecular function: double-stranded DNA binding. The coding region runs from base 1 to 750 and encodes 249 amino acids. The transcript has a single exon.